GACGAAAGUCAGCAUGUGUCAAACAUCAGAAAUCUCUCACUCUUCUUCUUUCCCUUUACAAUAUUCAGACACUAGUUUCUACUUUUUUCCCGUCCGCCUACAUGUUUCUCUCUCUUCUCUCUCUCUCUCUCUCUAAAGGGAAUCAUAAUUGUACUCCAUUUUCAUGUUCCUCCACCACCCAUCUCUUAUUCUACACUAAACUUCUUCCUUCUCUAAACUAAAAUUAAAAAAAAAAAAAAAUGUUGGCUUCUGAUGAGAACAAUAUUUCUUCGAUCAUAACAGAGGAUCGAACAUUGCGAUUCAGUGUUGAUCUGGUCUCUGCUGCCAGAAGAAAUCUAUCUUUCUUAAGGCUCGUCUCUGAUUCUCACUGGCUUCAUCACAAACCCACACUUCUCGAAUCCAUUAGAAGAUAUGAUAAGCUAUGGAUGCCACUAAUUGCUGAUCUUACAACAACCUCUAAACCUCCAAUGAUUCUCCCACCUCUUGAUAUCGAAUGGGUUUGGUAUUGCCAUACUCUCAAUCCGGGUAGUUACAGGCAGUACUGCGAGUCAAAAUUCUCGAAACUAAUAGGUAAACCAGCUAUAUUUGAUAAAGAAAACGAAGAGUACGCGUUGAACAGAUGCAGAGAAAUAUGGGAGAACAAAUUCCCAAUAUCGGAGCCUUUUGAAAAUGAAGCAGACAUUAAUUUGGAAUACGAUGCAUCUGUUUGUAGUGAAGAAUUGUUGGAUCAAAUGUCUAAGCAAAGGGAUCUUCACAUAAGAUUCUUUUCGGAGCCGUAUUAUUCGGAGAUGGUUUAUUUAGUGGCGGCUAAGGAGAGAUACAAAGCUUUUCUUCAUAUGGUCCAUAAAUUUUCUGAUCAAUCUUCUUUCUUAGCUCCCACUUCAGAUGUUCUUUUAAUGUGGAUCACUCAUCAGAGCUAUCCAACAGUAUAUGCAACGGAUAUUAAAGAGUUGGAUGGAGAUGUGGAGAAAAUAAUCGAGCAGAAAGAAUACAUAGAAAAAACCAAAAGGCUUUGGGAGAGAACUUUCGAUCAACCAUUUGAGAAAGCAGGUGCAUCCAUUGCUCGGCCUAUUUCAAACGAACCACCUUUUUACUGGGACGUAACAAAUGCUGAUGUCAACACAAUAUACAACUCCAUGGCUCCCAGGUUCUUAUUUGAGGUGUGCAUAUCAGUAAAAGUAGUAACCUCAAAUCAGAAGCAAAUGAAAAAGGAUCUUCAAAAAGACUUUUUGCGUCUCCGAAUGGUGAAAGGUCACAAAGAGCUCAAAAUGGAAAAACCAGUGUCCGAUUUCAGCGCAGAGUCGUGGCAGAAAGCAUGGCAUCUCUACAGCGAAUUCGGUACCAAAGGGGUGAUAAUCGAGCUACGCCAAAGUGGUGGGAAAUUCUCCACAGGCAGUUCGCUACGAGAGAGCGUUUCAUUUUCUUGGAACGAGAUAUUGUGCGCACCUUCUCUCACAUCGGUGAAGAAAGUGGACCAAAGAGCGAUGACUAUAACUACUGUUGCUUCAAUAACUCCACCUGUGCAAGGAUCAUACUUGUUGAAAUGCGUGCCUGAUCGUGUCACAGAUGACUCGGGUGCAAUGAUUUCCGAUGUCAUUCUCAGAAUGAAUCAGUACCGCCCACAAGAAGGUAGGUGGUUGUCUCGUACCGUUCUUGAUCAUGCUGGUAGAGAGUGUUUCGUCGUUCGAAUCAGAGUUGGGGGUGGUUUUUGGAGAAGAGGGGGCGAAAUUCCUACAGCUGUCAAAUGGGAGAACAGGAUUGUAGAGAUACGCGAGGGAUCUUGGUCUUAUGUUGUUGGUUCCAGUUCGAUCGGUACAUCUCCCGAGAAAGUAGUUGGAACGGCUACACCGAAAGAACCAAAGGAAGGGUUCCAAGCUUUGUGGAACUUCUCGUCAGGAAACGAACUGUUAAUAAAGUGGGACUCAUCAAAAAAAUCAAUCUCAGAAUUGAGAUUCGAUCUGCAAACUAAAAUUACUUCUGAACCCAUGGUAAAGCUUUUGCAAGGGAGACAAAUGCAGUAUCAGGUCAAAGAAGACAUAAUUAAUAAUAAUAAUCAUAAUAAUGGGAAAACGGAAGACGAAGAAGAAGAAUUCGUGACGUUAAUUAGAUACACGGAUGAAAACCCGACGGGAAAAGCAACUGCUCUUAUGAACUGGAAGCUAAUGGUGGUGGAGGUUUUGGCGGAAGAAGAUGCAGUCGAAGUACUACUCAUAUGCGUUUGUAUAGUGAGGACCGUAUCGGAAAUGAAAAGAGAAGAUGUCGGAAAGUUGUUGGUUAGGAGGAGAAUAAGAGAAGCGAAGAUUGGAGAUAGAGAUUGGAGUUCCGUUAUUCUUCAUCCGUCGUCUUAUAACACUAGUCGUCCGUCACUUUUGUCUUCGUAUAUUAGUAGUGUUCAACCUUGGUAUUGGAAUGCGGAGUUGGUAACGGCGUCCCAUGUGAAGGAUCAGAUUGUAGGUGUACCGUCUUCGAACUAUUCACAGGCGGAAGGUGGAGAUAAAUUGUACAAAGCAGGACUUAUUCCUUGAAACUUCAUGCAUCAAUUGUGAGAUGGUAAGAAAUUGUUAUAUGAAAUCCUGCAUUUUUUUGUUAUUGGUAAUAGGGCUAUCAAAACUAAUAUUAUUG
Erythranthe guttata (spotted monkey flower) is the source of this 2622-nucleotide messenger RNA. Its product is annotated as enolase (DUF1399). The record is from RefSeq and is a predicted model, not a curated record. Lineage: Eukaryota; Viridiplantae; Streptophyta; Magnoliopsida; Lamiales; Phrymaceae.